UUUAUUGGUCAUUGGGUAAUUUGACAUUUGAUUUUAUCUACAGAGAAGGAGCACCAAGAUGUUUCUCCCCCCACUAUUGCAAGAAUUCCAAAAUCUUAUGUCCCAAGUGUAGUGAUGCCAUCAAUAUCUGUAGCUGAAGGAGAAAUGAAGGACAGUAAAAUGGAAGAGCUGAGUAAACAAAAUAUUAGAGCCAGCUCAAUCCCAAGGCCGCGUGCUGUCUUAUCAAGUCCUGAAAAUGAUACGGUGAUCGGAAAUAAAAACAGGAUCAAAGCAGAACGACCAUCAGCAUUGAAGAAUCAUAACUUGGUUAAGAAACCUACACAAUGUGUUCCAUGCCAUAUUACUGAAAAUUCUACAAAAACCAAAAAGUCCAAGGAUGAGAACUCUCUUAAAGAAAGGAAAGGGUCAGAGAUAACACUUCCAAGCCAGAGACGACCCCCUAGAAAUGGAAAACCAAGCUCUACGGGAAAUCGAGUGUCUUUUAGUUGCCAUUAG
Molecule: messenger RNA, 495 nt
Organism: Prunus avium (sweet cherry)
Lineage: Eukaryota; Viridiplantae; Streptophyta; Magnoliopsida; Rosales; Rosaceae
Source: RefSeq, a predicted model, not a curated record